Molecule: messenger RNA, 622 nt
Organism: Paramecium tetraurelia
Lineage: Eukaryota; Ciliophora; Oligohymenophorea; Peniculida; Parameciidae
Exons: 4
Source: RefSeq, a predicted model, not a curated record
AUGAAUAGUAGCUAAAAAAUUAGAAAGGGAUCUCGCAACAUGAAGUAUAAGAAAAUCUCACAAGAACAAAGGACGCAAAUAAUAAAUGAGUUAACGAAGAAUGGAAAGACUUUGAAGGAAGUUUCUGAAGAAACUUAGUUGAAACCUUCUACUGUUAAAGCUAUAUUGUAAGUCUAUUUGAAGGAAGGGAGAAUUGGCAAGAAAUCAACUCGGGAUAGAAAAGUGAAAUUGUUAAACACCACAGUAAUUGCUUUGAUUGACAAAACAAAAAACAGUGAUUAUGCUAUAGAGAAUCUUUAGUUCAUUCAUCCUAUGAUCAAGAUAAACCAAUAGUCGUCAGAAAUAUCACAUAAUGGCUAGACUCUGGCAGAAACCCAAUAGAAGCUUGACUAAUACUCUAAACAACUGAUGAUGUCUCAAGUUAAAGAUUUUCUCAGGGAAAAGAAAAAAGAAAUAUUGGAGUAGUUGGUCAACCCGUUGGCGAAACAGAAUUUUCUAAAUUAACUUGCCCAAUUUGAAGUAGCUGACCCAAUUGCCCUUUCAGGAAAUAAAAAAAGACCAUUUAUAAGUUGAGGAUGAAUAAUUUGUAGAAAAGAUCACAUAACAUCUAAAAUCUAAAGUG